UCAGAAGAGAAAACAAGUACCCACUCAACCUACCCUGUGUGGAUACAAAUAUAAAUAAUAUGGAUUGAACAUAAGGCCUCUGGACAGACGCGUCACGGCUAUCCGACCCUUCAUUCAUAGAGGAAAUGCACAGUCUAUGAGGAAAUGGCAGCCGUGAAUCAUCUUGGUAUUUUACUUCAUCUUUGGUUAUAGUAUCUGGGAGAACAGCCAUUUUCGCCUCCCAGUUGUCACAUUUGAAGUACAUCUAUGAUUUUUUUUUUUUUUUUUUUUUUUACUGAAUAAAAGUUUUAACGGGGAUGACCAGUCAGUAACAGCCAACACUGGACACAUUAAGAGCUUUCUUGCUGUCUUCCAUUGUCAAGUGACAGUCUGGCGCGUAUGAAACUAGGCAAUGUCCACCAUGGUGUAUCCUCGUGAAGAAGCCCUGGAGCGACUGAGCCAGGAUGAGAUCGUCCUCAACACAAAGGCCGUCAUGCAGGGCCUGGAGACCCUGCGCGGGGAGCACGCCCAGCUCCUCAACUCGCUGCUGGACUGCACCCAGCCGCCCGUCGCCCAGGAGAAGUCCGGGCUGCUCCGCAAAAGCCUGGAGGCCAUUGAACUCGGUCUGGGAGAGGCACAGGUGAUCAUUGCCCUGUCCAGCCACCUGAGUGCCGUGGAGUCGGAGAAGCAGAAGCUGCGCGCCCAGGUGCGUCGGCUCUGCCAGGAGAACCAGUGGCUGCGGGACGAGCUGGCGGGGACGCAGCACAAGCUGCAGCGCAGCGAGCAGAGCGUCGCCCAGCUGGAGGAGGAGAAGAAGCACCUGGAGUUCAUGAAUCAGAUAAAGAAGUUUGACGACGACGUGUCGCCCUCGGAGGAGAAGAGCCAGAGCUCUGGAGGAGGUGGAGGCGGCGGGAGCGGAGGAGGAGACACUUCAAAGGACAGUUUGGAUGACUUGUUCCCCAACGAUGAUGACCAGGGACCAGCCCAGCCCAGCGGAGAGGUGGCGGCCCAGCAGGGAGGUUACGAGAUCCCGGCACGCCUCAGGACGCUGCACAACCUGGUGAUCCAGUACGCCUCGCAGGGGAGGUACGAGGUGGCCGUGCCGCUGUGCAAACAAGCCCUGGAGGACCUGGAGAAGACGUCUGGACACGACCACCCGGACGUGGCCACCAUGCUCAACAUUCUGGCCCUGGUGUACAGAGACCAGAACAAGUACAAAGAAGCAGCUCACCUCCUGAAUGACGCCCUGGCCAUCAGAGAGAAGACGCUGGGGAAGGAUCACCCGGCUGUGGCCGCAACUCUCAACAACCUGGCUGUGCUGUACGGCAAGAGGGGCAAGUACAAGGAGGCUGAACCCCUCUGCAAGAGAGCGCUGGAAAUCAGAGAGAAGGUGCUGGGGAAGUACCACCCUGAUGUAGCCAAGCAGCUGAACAACUUGGCCCUGCUGUGUCAGAACCAGGGCAAGUACGACGAGGUGGAGUACUACUACAGACGAGCUCUGGAGAUCUACGAGUCCAAACUGGGAGCUGACGACCCCAACGUGGCCAAGACCAAAAAUAAUCUGGCCACGUGCUACCUGAAGCAGGGGAAGUUCAAGGACGCCGAGGCUCUGUACAAAGAGAUCCUGACCAGGGCACACGAGAAGGAGUUUGGAUCUGUCAAUAAUGACAACAAGCCGAUCUGGAUGCAUGCAGAGGAGAGAGAAGAGAGCAAGGGUAAGCGCAAGGAUUCAGGCCCCUAUGUCGAGUAUGGGAGCUGGUAUAAGGCCUGCAAGGUGGACAGCCCGACAGUGAACACAACCCUCAAAAGCCUGGGAGCUUUGUACCGUCGCCAGGGCAAACUGGAGGCGGCAGAAACACUGGAGGAGUGCGCCAGCAAGUCACGUAAACAGGGUAUCGAUGCCAUUAACCAGAGUAAGGUGGUGGAGCUGCUGAAGGACGGAGGAGCUGGAGGGAGCGACAGACGACACAGCAGGGAAGGAGUCAACGGACCAGGGGGACAGCGGGGGGACAGCGAAGGUGACGACUCAGCUGAGUGGAACGGGGAUGGUAACGGGUCUCUGCGUCGCAGCGGCUCUUUCGGGAAGAUUCGUGAUGCUCUGAGAAGGAGCAGCGAGAUGCUGGUGAAGAAGCUGCAGGGGAGCGGACCUCAAGAACCUCGCAACCCAGGAAUGAAGAGAGCAAGCUCCCUCAACUUCCUCAACAAGAGCACUGAGGAGACCACACAGGACGCCAACUCUGGACUGUCAGACUGCAGGGGACUCAGCGCCAGCAACGUGGACCUAUCCAGACGCAGCUCCCUGAUUGGCUAGACAGCGGCAGGAGGAGGUGGGACUCAGGAGGCGCGGAGCGGCCCGACGAGGAGAGGCUGUUUGCAGCUUGGUUUGAUCAAACAAACACAAUUACAGCUCAAAGCAUCAAACACUUGCACCUGCAGCAUAUUUUUAAAGAACACCCACAUUAAACAUCAUCCUGUAAGACACAGCCGCCGCUGCUGCUGCUUCACUGUACAAACCGCUGCCAUCAAUCAGAAAAGAGAAUAUUUAGAUACACAUAUAUCAGCAUGCUGCUUACUAGAACGUGGAAUGUCUGCACCUGAACACCUCGUGUGUUUGUUUGGUUUUUUUUUGACUCAUAGCACCGUAGCAAAGCGUCGUAUCCACAUCGUGACGAGUCCUUUUCCUCGAUCUACUCGCGUGCAGACAUUCAACCUUAGGUAGGCUAAAUGUACCCUGGUUUCAUUUCAAAGAGAGAGGUGUUGCACUCUGUAUAUUUCACCAGUAGCAUGAAGUAUUUGCUGAUGCUAACCACCCAUCGAAUGCAUAUCACUGACAUAAAAAAAAAAAACAUAAAAUCCGAUUAGAUUUUAACCGUAAGGAAGCAAAGGUAGAAAAGAUAAUACAAUACUAUCUUUGGGGAUUUUCAGAAAGCAACAGCACUAAUCAUUUAAACCUCACUUUUUGCCUUCUUGUUUUUUUAUGUAUAUACAGUUUUAAAUUAUUUGAUAUUUCAUUCUUUGUAUAUAGUGCACCUUGACUUUUGUUUUUCUUUUUUGUUUACACUUUAUUGCGUUAAAGAGAGUCUCAGCUGGAAAAAACACUACUUAUCCAAAGGGGGAAAGACUGGAAAAGAAGGAGAGGAAGAGAGGGACAGAAGGAGAGAAAAUACUGAAAUGGGCGCUUAGUUAAUCAUGUCAAUGAAAAGGUCAAAACAUGCUGAUUCAGUUUUUAGUACCUCAAUCACUGAAAUCUACUGACGUUCAGAAUAAGCUACCGAACCAUGAAGGUUUCAGUCUAAACUGUUACAAAGCACUUUGAACUCGACAGUACUGUAUAUCUAGCUGCCAUUUGGUAACUACAGAGCAGACUGGGAUGGCAAUAUCCUCUACUAGCCACACUUGGGGCAAAAAAUUGACUUUCUUGGUACUUUAUGGGUCAGUUUGAAAGUAAAUUUACAAUAUGUGGUGCAAGACGUUUUAUCAAACACUAUAAUUAUUACUUUCUUCUCCCACUGAUUCAUUUUAAAUCGAAUUACGUAAAACAGCCAUAAGUCUGAAGGAUAUUGAAGGAAAAUGAUGUGAAGAGAUAUUUAAAAAUAAUUUGUUUACAAUCAUUACAGCAGGAUGUUAAAGGCAGAAUCAGCCCUGAUUUAAAAUUAUGGGUAACUACCUUUGUUCAAAGCUGAUGCGGUGCCUCAGCUACAGUAUGUUUACUUUCAUUAAUGGGAUUCUUGUGAGUUUUUUUUUGGUUUUGUUUCCCUCGUUUACUGUUACUGAAUAUGUCAAAUUUUUGUAUGAAACAAUCCUCAGUGCUUGGUUUUUAAACGCUGACUCGGAUGGAUUUCAUCAGUCGUAAUCAAAAGACUGGUGUCCGUGCAUCCUCGGCGAAUGCUGUCGUGCUGAAGCGUUUUCCUGAGCUUUUUACGUUGGAAAGGUACCGAAAACGGAUUAUUUGAAUGUUACAUUUUAUGUUGAUGGCGGGCGCGUGCUGGCGUUUACACUGGAAUUUUUUUUUGCGUGUUUUGCUGGGAGAGGAGAUGAAACUCCACCAAAACGAGACCAAUACAAAGAAAACUGUCCACAGAAUGUACACGUCUUAUCAUGUGAAGUCGAAAUCAGACUCGACUGAUCGGAUUGUUGAGAAAAUGCCUUUUUUUCUUGUAACCCUUCUUUAACCCUUCCUCUAAAAAAAAGGUAAAUUCUAGUCAAUCUGAGUGUGAUUUUAAAAAAAAAGAAAAAAAAGAAGAAGAUGCAGGUUUGUUGUGAAGGAGUUUUGUCAGCGUUGUUGCGUUCACACCAUCGCCACACGCCCAAACAAACUGAAGUCGCUCUUCUUGAAAUCACUUCGCCGAGUCUAAAAAGUGCUAAUUAUUCUAUCAGCUUCUGAUUGUGCUGAAUGUGUAAAGUGGAUGUAAUGUAGAAAUGUACAGCAGAGGGAGAGAAGGAGUAAAGUAAGUGUGUUAAAGCGGGAAGAAGUGUUAAAAAAAGGAAAUGAAAGUGCAUUGGAAGGACAUCAGGAGAGCAAAAGUGCUUAAGUGUCGUUCGCAGCAAAUAAUGUACAGAAUUAUCCGUGUACGACCUUUAUAUGUAUGUUUACUGUAUGUCACGUUCACACACACAUACACACACACACGUAAGAAUUAUGUGAAGUUCCUUUAACAGCACACACAAUCUCAACACCAUGUAGUUGUGUUAUAAAGUUAGUGGAACACUAAUUCGUAGGCCAAAAAAAAAAAAAGAAGAAAAAAAAGCUCUAGACGCAUCACUGCUCCUUAUCAAUACACACACCAAUACUAAUCAAUCCUUCACGGUAUUAAUCAGUCACUCAUUCACCCCUGGGCUGGCACAGUGUUCGUGCUCCUGUGGGAGUUUCUGGAAUCACAGACUCCAUAAAUAUAUGAACAUUAACACACACAUUUAGCUCAGUAAAAUAGAUGAGAAAAAAAAUUGUUGGUGAUUUGACUUUGGAUAAAAUCAGAUCUGUUCUCUAAUGUCCAAAUAUUUAUGGAGAUCAAUACGUGUGCUCAGAGCCGUGGAUGGUAAAUGUUGGGAGUUUGAGGGUCAUGUAUAUGUGUGGUGGGGGGGCCACUAACUCAGCUCCUGUAUUGCUGAUGAUAAGAUGGAUCUUAUUGUGAAGGGGCCAACCUUAUGUGUAUUUUAUCAACGGUUCAAUAAAAACAUAUUCCACUUUUCAAA
Molecule: messenger RNA, 5172 nt
Organism: Lates calcarifer (barramundi perch)
Lineage: Eukaryota; Metazoa; Chordata; Actinopteri; Centropomidae
Gene: klc2
Product: kinesin light chain 2
Biological process (GO): microtubule-based movement
Cellular component (GO): cytoplasm; kinesin complex; membrane-bounded organelle
Molecular function (GO): kinesin binding
Source: RefSeq, a predicted model, not a curated record